Molecule: messenger RNA, 1075 nt
Organism: Oncorhynchus masou masou (cherry salmon)
Lineage: Eukaryota; Metazoa; Chordata; Actinopteri; Salmoniformes; Salmonidae
Product: alpha-N-acetylneuraminate alpha-2,8-sialyltransferase ST8SIA3-like
Exons: 3
Coding region: 227-1075 (282 amino acids)
Biological process (GO): N-glycan processing; oligosaccharide metabolic process
Molecular function (GO): alpha-N-acetylneuraminate alpha-2,8-sialyltransferase activity
Source: RefSeq, a predicted model, not a curated record
CCGGACAGGACCGGUGCACAGUGAGAAUGAGAACCGCUCUGAGCCUAGAGACAAACCGUCAAAACAAGAACCAGCUGGCAUUUCUCUCUGCCUCCCUACUUAUGUAAUAUAAUAUGUCAAGCCAGCGGACCGUGUCCUCUUUCUCCCGAAACGUGUCUCUUCUCCGCUGAAAGCGUAACAACAGCCGCCCUUGUCCUUGCACAGACGGGGAUGUCAACACCGCAAGAUGGUCCGCAUAGCGAGCGUCCUGGGUUUGAUGAUGUUCAGUGUCGCUCUGCUCAUACUCUCAUUGAUCAGCUACGUGUCAAUAAAAAAAGAUUUUCUCUUCAUGACACCCAAAUAUUCAAAUUCAGGUGGGCCUCGGAUGUAUAUGUUCCAUGCGGGAUUUCGGUCUCAGCUGGCCAUGAAGUACCUGGACCCUGCCUUCACCCCUCUGACCAAGGCCCUGAACGAGGGCCUGCAGGAGAACGCCUCCAAAUGGCGCUAUAACAGAACGGCAUUCACAGAACAGAGAAAAGAGAUCUCUCAGCACAUCGACAUCGCCCACAACUUCACCCUGACCCGGAGCAGCGUGCGCGUGGGUCAGCUGAUGCACUAUGACUACUCCAGCCACAAGUACGUGUUCUCUAUCGGAGAGAACUUCAAGUCCCUGCUUCCCGAGGCCUCCCCCAUCGUCAACAAGCACUACAAUGUGUGCGCCGUGGUGGGGAACAGCGGCAUUCUCACAGGGAGUCGUUGUGGUCCCGAGAUCGAGAACUUUGACUUCGUCUUCCGCUGCAACUUCGCUCCCACUGAGAUCUUCCGCCGGGACGUGGGGCGGAGGACCAACCUCACGACCUUUAACCCCAGCAUCCUGGAGAAGUACUACAACAACCUGCUGACCAUCCAGGACAGGAACAACUUCUUCCUGAGUCUGAAGAGGCUGGACAGGGCCAUACUCUGGAUCCCUGCCUUCUUCUUCCAUACCUCGGCCACGGUGACCAGGACACUGGUCGACUUCUUUGUUGAGCACAGAGGACAGCUGAAGGUUCAGCUUGCCUGGCCUGGCAACAUCAUGCAGUACGUCAACAGGUAA